This is a messenger RNA of Cheilinus undulatus (humphead wrasse), 1135 nucleotides long. RefSeq lists its product as uncharacterized. NCBI's taxonomy places the organism in Eukaryota, Metazoa, Chordata, Actinopteri, Labriformes, Labridae. The coding region runs from base 258 to 950 and encodes 230 amino acids. The transcript has 5 exons. The record is from RefSeq and is a predicted model, not a curated record.
UGCAGACUCAGCAGUUCCUGAUAAACAUAGGGAGAAGUUGAAACUUUAAGUAGAGAUGGUCAGAUUAGAGGUUUGUGCAAGCGCUAAAGUGUUCCUGUUUCUCGUCAAAAACAGACAAGUCGGUGGUCUCUCCAGUCUAAAAGUCCCCGUUCACUUCCUCUCAUUAACACAUAAAGGCAACAAAUAAGCCACAGCUCGUUCACACGUUAGUCUGUUCACAGCUCGAGAUCUGACCUGGACAAUAUUAUUAGUCACAGAUGGCAGGUUUCACACGGAUCAUCACUUUGCUUUAUGCUGCAGCUCACCUGUCCUCAGCCUCACCUGUUCUCCGCUCGGCCCUGGUGGUCUGGCUGGGUCAGAAUGUGUCUCUGAGCUGUAAUCUGACAUCCAGCAAUGACAUCACCUGGUUUCUGUUGCGCUCCGAUCAGCUGCUGCCUCUGCUCACCGUCACCUUUGAUACCAUAGGCGGCCAUGCUCUGGAUUACCACACCAGGGCCGACAGACGGAAAGGAACUGUGAGAAACGGCGUGGUGGAUCUGAUGAUCCUGCAGGUGGAGGAGGAGGACACAGGGCUGUAUUUCUGCUUGGGGCGGAGAGACGGUAAUGUUCAUGUCAACAGAGCGAUUCACCUGGAUGUUCAUGGAGUCGGUGGGGGGUCUGCAGGGCUGCCAUGUUGGAGUCUGGGGAUCUGUGUUCUUCCAGCUUUACUCGUCUCCUUCCUCGUCUUCAUCCUUGGACUCGUCCUGUGCUCAGGUAAACCGGCUGUUGGCUGCUGCAGAAUCAAAAGUCCACCAGUCACAGAGGACGUUUCUCUGCACUACUCCAGUCUGAGGCACGCAGAAAAGCCCCGCCACACGUGCCACGGAGGAAGGACGGGAUUGGUCAAAGCAGAAGUCACGUACUCGACAGUAGCAGAGUGUAAAAACAAGAACAGGUCACAUUUACGCUGAUGUGGUACUGACGUGAUCUUACCUAUAAAAACUACUCUGACAGUGAAUGUAAGUCUGCUGAAAUCAUUCAAACUUGACUUUUAUUUCUGCUCUAAAGACGUCAAUAAUGAGUCAACAGCUGUUUUCUUUUUAAUUCAAGUUUUUAUAAAGGAUGUCUCUCUCAUGUUUGUUUGUUCUUAAAGCUC